Molecule: messenger RNA, 2969 nt
Organism: Microplitis demolitor
Lineage: Eukaryota; Metazoa; Arthropoda; Insecta; Hymenoptera; Braconidae
Product: aminopeptidase N
Exons: 10
Coding region: 91-2811 (906 amino acids)
Biological process (GO): peptide catabolic process; proteolysis
Cellular component (GO): cytoplasm
Molecular function (GO): zinc ion binding; metalloaminopeptidase activity; peptide binding
Source: RefSeq, a predicted model, not a curated record
UUAGACGUUUAGUCAGCUUACUCUAGUUUAUAUUAUUCAAAUUUAAGUGAUUACCUUGUGACAAAUCAAAGUGGCUUCAUUUUUUUCAGAAUGAUUUACAGUAGUGCAGGUGAAUGGAUUGCACUUCUGUUGCUUUUGUUCCUAAACAAAGAGACCACGGAUGCUACAAGCACUAAUGGAACGAUUGAGUACCGACUUCCAAAAGAUGUUAUUCCAAUUUCAUAUGAAAUUAAGCUGACACCACAUAUUUUCGAAGGAAAUUUCACAUUUGACGGACAUUCUCAAGUUCGUUUCAAUCUUCUAAGAGAAUCUUCAAGUAUUACUUUACAUGCUCACAGUACACUAAAAAUUGAUGAAGUAUCAACGAAUCUUACUUACGCCAACGGUACUAAUGUCAAACCAAAACUACAAACUCGAAUAAAUGAGACAGAUUUUUUAAUACUGGAUUUCGAGCAACCACUUGAACCUGGAAACUAUUCAUUGACGUUUAAAUAUGUCGGUAAUAUCAGCAGUGUUCCUGUUGGUGUAUAUAGGUCAUCGUAUCUCAAUGACAAAAAUGAAAAAGUGUGGUUAGUAGCUACGCGUUUCUCACCAACAAAAGCUCGCCGAGCAUUUCCGUGUUGGGAUGAACCGGAAUAUAAAUCAAUUUUCAAUUUGUCACUUAAUCAUUACAAAAAUUACACAGCAGUUUCAAACAUGCCAAUAUCCUCAUCAAUCGAAUCUGGAGACGAUAAAGUUUGGACGAAUUUUCAACCUACACUACCUAUGUCAACUUAUCUUGUUGCAUUUGUACUUUCUGACUUUGAAUGUGUGUCUAACGCUGACAAAACCUUCAACACAUGUUCUAGUAAAAAAUCUUACAAUGGUAUAAAAUUCAUUCAAAGUGUUGGUGAAAAGGCUUUACCUCUUCUAACUCAAUACACUGGAAUAGAAUACACUUUACCCAAACUCGAUAAUUAUUUGAUUCCUGACGCUGAGUCCGGGGGCAUGGAAAAUUGGGGAUUAAUUAUUUAUCGUGAAAACAAUGCCCUUGUCAAUGAUAAUGUGGCUGUUGCAACAAAACGAACCGCAGCUGAAUUGAUUAUUCAUGAGUUAGCUCAUCAGUGGUUUGGAAAUUUAGUCACGCCUGUAUGGUGGAAAUACGUUUGGUUAAAAGAAGGCUUAUCUCUUUACUUUCAGUUUUAUAUUGCAAAUAAGAUAUUCCCUGACUGGGAUAUGAUGAACAUGUUUGUAGCUCGUAUUCUUCAAUCGAGUGCUUUCACAAUGGAUGCAACAACUCAUUACAACUACCUAAAUUGGAAUCCUAAAAGUCCUAUUGAAAUAAAAUCACAAUUUUCAACAAUGACUUAUCACAAAGGAGCAGUAGUUAUGCACAUGUUGAAUAACAUUUUGACCGAAGAAGUUUUCCAAGAGGGUGUUCGUAAAUACUUGAAAGAUCAUCAAUUUAAUGUCACUACAUCUGAUGAUUUUUGGAAAGCUAUGCAAAUCGCUCAUGACAAUUCUAAACCAAAAGUGAAUAUUAAAGUAAAAGACGUAAUGGAACCUUGGGUUGAACAAAAAGGUUAUCCGGUAGUUAAAGUUGUAAGAGAUUAUGAAACUGGUACAGCAACUUUUACACAAAAUAGCAAUCUUGCAAGUGAACCAUCUAACAAAUGGUGUGUUCCAAUAAAUUAUGUAACCAAAUCGGAACCAUCUUGUUCAUGCAUGACUCCAUCCCAUUGGUUGAAACCAAUAGACCAACAAUUGAUAAUCGAAGGUAUCAAUAAAGACGACUGGCUUCUUGUAAAUCGAAGACAAUCUGGAUACUAUCGCGUUGACUAUGACCCGGAAAAUUGGAAAAAAAUAACUGAAUUUUUGAUCAAUGACGAUUACAAAAUGAUACAUGUUUUGAAUCGUGGUCAAGUUAUUAAUGAUUUGUUUUACAUGGCUACAAAUGAUAGACAAAAUUUCACAACUUUUUUGGAACUCACUAAAUAUCUUUCUCGCGAAGUUGAUCUCAUUCCUUGGCGUCAUGCAAUCAACUCUUUUAAAUCCAUGAAACGUAAAAUGGUGGAUCAAAAAUUUUACUCUUAUCUUAAGCAAUACUUUUUAAUUUUGAUGAAAAAAGUCAUUGAAGAAGUGGGUUUUGAAGAACGUUCUACGGAUUCAUAUAUGAUGAAGAAAACAAGAUCAGAAAUUUUAACAUUUGCUUGUGAACUUGGUCACACUGAAUGUAAUACUAUUGCUUCAAAUAAGUUGUUAGCUUACUUAGAAAAUCCAGAACAAAAUCCAUUACCACCUAAUUUAGAAAAUUGUAUCCUUUGUUCUGGAGCCAAUAGCACAAAAAUAGAAACUCUUUUGCUGAAAAAGAUUGAGAACGGAGAGUCAAAGUAUAUCAAAUACUUAGGAUGCGCUAAAAAUAAAACUUAUUUACGACAAUAUAUUGAAACAGCUCUGACGAAUACUAGUAUUCCAAAAAAUAAUGUACGAAUGGCACUUGUUUACAUUGCUGAUUUUAGCGAAGAAAAUUGGGACUAUGCUGUCGACUAUUACAUAAAAAAUUUCAAUCGAAUUGAAAAAUUCUUAAACCAAUCUCAUUAUACCUCUUCAACGUUAAAUGAUUACAUAUAUCGGACUCCUACAGCUGAUAGAAUGGAGAAGAUUAGUGAGUUCGUUGAUAAGAACGAAGAUCGUUUAGCGCCUUGGAUAAAAAUGGCUAUUUCUCAGCAAUCAAAAAAAUUGGAAUGGAGUAAAGUAAAUGCGCCAAUUCUCAACGCAUGGCUUGAAAAAGAAAUAGAUCAAACUCAAACACCAGCAUCAGCAACAGCUUGAUUGAUAAUUUGUUUAUUAUUACAAUUAUUUUAUAUUGUGUUUACAGAAUAUUAUUGUAGUAGGCUUUAUUGUAUUAUAUUAUCUUAACUGUUUAAAGAUACUAGAAAUUAUUAAAUAUGCAGCAAAUAAAUGUCAAUGUUUAUUCACACUUUAUCUUA